UUAGAAAUUUAAUUAUCAUAAAUGCCUCUUGCAAACUUAAAGAAUAGCAGGCAUGGGUUUUGUAAGGUAGCUUUGUAAGCAAUGUUGUGGAAUAAGGUAUUUAUAAAAUGAAUAUUUACUGGAAUUGUUAAAACUAAAUAACUGCAAAAAAUUCUUGUUUUGCUUGGUCAAAUAUUCUUUGUUUAAUAAUUAACACAUAAAAGGUAAAAAGGUAUUACAUAACAAUGGAAGGUAACAUGACGUUUCGCUCCUAUUGACGUUUCGCAACAAGACUAUUCACCCUGAAAGACCUUUCGUGCUGAGACAUUUCACACCUACAUUAUAUAUAACGAUAUAUAUUCUGAUGUUUUAAAAUAAAUAUAUAUAUAUAUAUGUCGAUUAAUAUUAACUUUACUAAAACACUGUCAAAAAAUGAUUAUUGUUACAAAUUCAUUAAAAACUUAAACAUUCAAUGCAUAAAACAAUUGUCCACACGAUGAUGUAUAUUCAUGUAAGUAUGUUUAUUAAUUUAGCAAUCAUCAUUGAGUGUCUGAUUAAUUUUCUAAUUAUAGUGUUAAAACUAAUGUGGUCUCUCCAUAUCAAGUUAAGGAGGAGAAACUUUAAUUAUGAGAUGGGUGUUAAUUACAUGUAUGAGAACUAGUGGUUACAUGUAUGGGAAGAUCCAUUUUCCAUUAUCAUCAAUUGACUUUUGAAGUUAAAAGAUUGACUACCUACAGAUAUACUUAUUUAGCAAUCAGUAUAAGGUGUCUGCAUGAUUAAGUAAUUUCUAUUUAAUUACCGUCAGGUGUAGACUCUUCAUGACAAGCUAAGAGGGGAUUUAUAUAUAGAAUAAGAGACGGGUGUUAUUAAUUAUGAAAGCCAAUAGAUACAUAUUGGAAUAAUAAUAAUACAAACAGGACAAAAUACAAAUUAUAUUGAUAACUAAUAUUAAACUUUAAUACUGUAUUAAUUUACUGUUACCACAUAUUUAUACAAUGUAAAACAUGUAGGAGUAAAACGUCCCAGCCUACUGGUCUUUCUGGGCGAACAGUAGUAGUAUAUUGUACUAUACCAUUCUUAAACUAAACUAUUUGAUAUUUCUUACAGCGAUUGCUCGUACAGUAUUAACAACAGCUAUGGUAUAAUAAUGUCUAUUUGUUAAACAUUUUGAUCAAGUCAACGAGAACGCACGGUUGACAUUUUUCGAGGAAAUUCCGACUGGUUUUAGGAAUGAUUUUUUGGGUUUUCAUGUUGUGAAAGAAAAGUAGACAGUACUGCUUCUACAGAAAAGUUUCCUAUUUUCUCUGGGCUAUUUCUAAGUAUGUAACUUAAUUGGAUGCCUCUUUGUGAUGCAAUCAUGCAGUGUUAAAGUAUUGAUUUAUUUCUGAUUGGAUGUGCAUAUGUAUAUAAUAUUAUAUAUAUACGAGGUCAAUCAAAAAAUACGAAGACUUUUGUCAUAGCUAUGUUAAUUAACGUCAUAUCAUUACUAAAUUUGGAAGACAUAAUUUAGCAAUAGUUUCAAACAAUUUGCAAGAAAAAAAGUUAAUAAAUUCCUUUAUUUCUAAGAAUUAUUUAGAAUCAAAUCCUGCAAAAAUGAGGUCACGGCGCACGGUCAACAUUUGUGUUAUGUCAACAAUAAACCAUAUAAUGUUGAAAGUAAUAUCUAUAUAAAUUGGGCUUAAAACCAAAUAAUAUUGAAACCUCACAUUAAGUAUAGUCAUGGAAUUCAAUGUUCCAAAUAAUGACAGGAUAUUUUGUUUUGUCGAACAGAUAUUUGUAACUAAAGACAGGUAGUCCUCUUUAGAAUUGACCAAAAACAUCGACGUCGCCGGACGUCACGGCACAACAAAAAGUACAAACAAAAUGGAUUUAACCCAGGAAAAAGCCGAUACAAGUUGUGAAAAUCCUCAAUGGUGCAAAAAAUAAGUCAACAAUUAUUUGCAGUGGAACUCUCAACACCAAAAUGGGCGCUAGUCCUAUUUGACUGGGAUGGAUGUACGGCUUGUGUUGAAACAAAUCGCUUUGGGAACCAUCACUUAAAUGUGGGCAGUCAGGCAGAUUUGUCCUAUGAUGGAAAGAUUCACCUUGUGGAAGUUUUGGCACUUGAGGACACUGAAUAUGACCUUGGCAUUAAAGACAAAGCUUGGGGUAGAGGAGUGAGAGCUAAAUCCAUUGCCGCUACAAGGGAUGCUAGAGAGUUAUGUAGAAGAGGAAAGUUUGGUGGAUUUCUGAACAUCAAAGAAGACAGUGAAAGUGAAGAGGAGGAUUCAGAAGUAUUUAAGAGAAGGAUGUCAAGUAAACCUUGCCAGAAGCAAAGAAAACAGCCAAAGGAUCAACCAAGAGUGGUUCUAUCAAGAUUGACUGAAAAUCAUCAUGGAUUGCCAUCAAGAGAACUGGACAGAAACACAACUGGAGUUCUACAGAAGAAAGCAAAGAAACAGACUGAGCAAAUGGAUUUUCAACCCUUUGAUGUAGAGGCUGAUGGUAGAUCACUGAGGAUUCUUUUCCAAGGUGCAGGGGAAACGAGAAAGGAAGCAGCAGUGCCAAACAGGACGCCGUGCUUCACAGCAGACCUCACAAGCGACCAGGUAGACAUCAUAGAACAAUUGGUGGAAAACAACGAGGAAAAUAAAUCGAGCUGUGGAUCACAAACCGAGUCAGUUCUCGUCUUAAGCAACGAAAAAGAACUACGGUCAGCGUGUGAGAAGGCCAGAAAUGUGAAACUUUCCAGAUCCAAAAUGAAUGUGUGGUGUACACCCUUUGUGAAAGAAAUUCAAUGCUGCCAAAAACUUAGUUACAUUCAGAGGACCCAGGCGGAAACCAACCUGAAACUGAACAGAAUCCUGGAACUAAUUGACACACCACCACAGGAGAUAAGCGGCCUCAGUGAAUGUCUCAGGCAGCUCCAGACCCCAAGACCAACAUCAGUUCCGGCUAAUGAGGUUGCUCAGGAAACCCAACAAAAGAGGCAGCCACUCAGUGCUAUUCAGUUGUUUGAGAGAGAAAACUGCCAGGGAGAUCCUACCCCAGCUGACCUGUUUCCUGACAGACCAGAAGAAGCUGAGGAGGAAUAUAGUGACCAAUCCAUGCCAGCUAGACUGACUGACCUGGAUGAAAAUUCCAUCCCCUCUUCUCUGGACUUUGCAGUGACAAACAACUCUAUCUUGUUAUCCUGCCCUGCAAACGCCACCAUCAUUGACGUCAAGUCUCCGAAAGAUAUAGUCCCAGGAAACUGUGAAUUUGUCAUCAACAAGGAAGUUCAACAGUUAGCUAGGGCUACCGCAUGCUCCGCCGGGAAUUUCCUUUGGUCAAUGACCAAACUUCUGUUUAGUGAAGAAGAAAUGAUGACCAAAAUGAAUUUCAAUGGGAAAAAGGGAAAGGCAAAGAUGUCACCGAGACGACGCCACAGCCUUGUACACUUGUACGUAGACAACUAUGACAGACGCGCAGAUGGAUUCAAGCAGGCCAUUAACUCUGUGAACAAUGGACUACUUGCAGUGUAUAAAAAGAAAAACAAGGACUGAAGGAGCAGUGACUUGGCUGUAACAACAAUCAAUGAAACUUUCAUUUUUUGAAAUUUCAAAUUCAUCUUAUUUCAUGUCCAUUGUUUCAUGGUUUAUGUAUAAUUUAUUCAAAUGUUUUCAUACUUUGUCAUGUUACAUGUAUAUAAACUCUGUUAGGUAGAUGAGAUUUAUUAUGCUUACAUGAAAACCUAUCUUAUUUAAUUCCUGUUUACCUCAAAUUACAUGUUACUUUUUAAAGUGGUAUUUAGUUUAUUUUUUGAUUUUAGGGAAUGAUAAUGUGAUGAUUAGCAUUAUCUUAUAGUUAAAGUGAUUUUUGGUUGUGCACCAGAGCAUUUAACAUGCAACAUGUGCAUGCAUUUUGAACGUCUUUAUAAUGGACAUACUUGAUAUCACAUAUGACCUUGUGAGAUGCAAUUUCAAUGGGAGUCAAUAAAACAAUA
This is a messenger RNA of Magallana angulata, 3943 nucleotides long. RefSeq lists its product as uncharacterized. The transcript has 7 exons. The record is from RefSeq and is a predicted model, not a curated record. Lineage: Eukaryota; Metazoa; Mollusca; Bivalvia; Ostreida; Ostreidae. Bases 1890 to 3503 code for a protein of 537 amino acids.